This is a messenger RNA of Podarcis lilfordi (Lilford's wall lizard), 330 nucleotides long. NCBI's taxonomy places the organism in Eukaryota, Metazoa, Chordata, Lepidosauria, Squamata, Lacertidae. The record is from the annotation of a GenBank genome assembly.
AUGGCCAACUACUCACAAGAGCAUUUGCACAGCAGAAUGCUCCUAUGUGACUUUAGUCCCAUAAGUCUGUGGAGAGAUAACUGGGAUUUCAGAACACGUGCCAAGGCCCUGUGGCAUCCUAGUUAUCUAGACAAUGGAAGGAAUCAACCACUUGAUCAGGAAGGAUUCAGCAAAUCCUUCUGCUUGAGCACACCUGCGAAAAGCAGUGAUGCUUGGCGUUCUAGAGCGUUAGUCAUGGCAGAAGCAUCUCCCUGCAUUAACCGUCUGUAUAUAAACCGUGCCAAAGACUCUCAGGGUGACUCUUGCAGGGAACCCAGUGCUUAUGGCUGA